Messenger RNA from Gallus gallus (chicken), 10966 nucleotides. It is a transcript of the gene STRN, whose product is annotated as striatin. NCBI's taxonomy places the organism in Eukaryota, Metazoa, Chordata, Aves, Galliformes, Phasianidae. Gene Ontology annotation, cellular component: dendrite. The transcript has 19 exons. Gene Ontology annotation, molecular function: protein phosphatase 2A binding; armadillo repeat domain binding; protein-containing complex binding. The coding region runs from base 108 to 2597 and encodes 829 amino acids. The record is from RefSeq and is a predicted model, not a curated record.
GGGACGCGCCCAGGUUGUGCCGCUGCCGGGACGCGGCUGGGCGCGGCGGCGGCCGGCGGCGGUGGGGGCGGCGCGGCGCGGCGCGGCGCGACAGACGCGGCCCGGCCAUGGACGAGCAAGCGGGGCCCGGCGUUUUCUUCAGCAACAACAACAACAACAACGCGCUGCUGCUGCCGCCGCCGACGGGCGGGCCGGGGCUGGAGCCCGGCGAGGCGGCGGCGGCCGCGGCUGCGGCGGCGGCGGGAGGCGGCGGCGGAGGGGUCUCCGCCGGCGGCGCCGCCGCGCCGGUGUCGGCGUCGCGGGCUCAGUACAGCGUGCCGGGCAUCCUGCAUUUCCUGCAGCACGAGUGGGGCCGCUUCGAGGCGGAGCGCGCCGAGUGGGAGGCGGAGCGGGCGGAGCUGCAGGCCCAGAUCGCUUUCCUUCAAGGUGAAAGGAAGGGGCAAGAAAAUCUGAAGAAGGAUCUAGUGCGGAGAAUCAAAAUGCUGGAAUAUGCACUUAAACAAGAAAGGGCUAAAUAUCACAAAUUGAAAUACGGCACAGAAUUGAAUCAGGGAGAUAUGAAGCCACCAAACUAUGAUUCUGAUGAAGGAAAUGAAACAGAGAUUCAGCCACAACAGAAUAGUCAGCUAAUAUGGAAACAAGGACGACAGCUGCUAAGACAGUAUCUACAAGAAGUGGGCUACACUGACACAAUACUGGAUGUGAAGUCAAAGCAAGUACGAGCUUUACUGGGCCUCUCAAGUGAUGCUUCAGAGAAGGAAAACAGAAAUCAAGAACCUAUGGUAAAUGGCACAGAGGGACAAAUUAAAGAAAACGCAAUGAUUGGGAAGCCAGAAUUGACUGACUCUGCCUCUCUGCUAGAGACCUUCAAGUUCCUUGAAAAUGCAGCUGCAGACUUUAGUGAUGAAGAAGAUGAGGAAGAUAUUGAAGGAAGAGAGAAAACAAUCAUUGAUACCGCAACAAUUGUAAGGAAAAGAGUGCUGUCUGACAGUAGUGAAGACAGAGAUACAGAAGAAGCUUUGAAAGAAUUUGACUUUUUGGUUACCUCAGAUGAAGGUGAUGGGGAAUCGAGAAGUUCGGGAGAUGGAACAGACUGGGAAAAGGAAGACCAGUGUCUCAUGCCUGAAGCCUGGAAUGUCGACCAGGGAGUAAUAACCAAACUCAAGGAACAAUACAAAAAGGAGCGCAAGGGAAAAAAGGGGGUGAAGAGAAAAACUACCGAAGAUAUGUUUCAGCCUCAAUCCUAUAUAAAACAGUCAAAACAGGGAUGUGGGAAAAUGAUGGAGCAAAGCACAGGGCCCAACAGGUCAAAGCUGCAAGAUAUGCUUGCAAACUUGAGAGAUGUUGACGAUCUCCCUUCAUUACAGCCAUCUGUUGCACCUUCUUCUAGGCCCAGUAGCUCAAGGCUCAUUGAACAUGAGAUAAACAGGACAGAUGAAGUGGAAGCUUUAACAUUCCCUCCUUCUUCAGGGAAAUCUUUCAUUAUGGGAACAGAUGAAACCCUUGAAAAUGAGCUGGGUCUUGGAGAGCUGGCUGGCCUCACAGUGGCCAAUGAGGCAGAUUCGCUGACUUAUGAUAUAGGAAACAAUACAGAUGCACUGAGAAAGACUUGGAACCCCAAAUUCACAUUAAGAAGCCACUUUGAUGGAAUAAGAGGUUUAGCUUUUCAUCCGGUUGAACCAGUGCUAAUAACAGCUUCAGAGGACCAUACAUUAAAAAUGUGGAAUUUACAAAAAACAGCCCCAGCAAAAAAGAGUGCUUCUCUUGAUGUAGAGCCAAUAUAUACCUUCAGAGCACACAGUGGACCAGUGCUUUGUGUGGUAAUGAGCAGUAAUGGUGAGCAGUGCUACAGUGGGGGAACUGAUGGCCUCAUCCAUGGCUGGAAUACAACAAAUCCAAACAUCGACCCCUACGACUCUUACGAUCCUUCUGUUCUAAGAGGUGCUUUUGUAGGCCAUACCGAUGCAGUGUGGGGUCUGGUUUACAGUGGCACACACCAGCGUUUGCUGUCCUGUUCUGCAGACGGCACUGUACGUUUAUGGAAAGCUACAGAAGUUGCUCCAGCUCUCAACGUAUUUAAUGAUAAUCAAGAAAUGGGAAUCCCUUCCUCAGUAGAUCUUGUGAGCAGUGACCCAAGCCUCAUGGUAGCAUCAUUUAACACUGGACACACUAGCAUUUUUAACAUGGAGACACGGCAACGGAUUCUUACCCUGGAGUCUGGAGUAGAUAAUACGGUCAGUACUUCCUGUCAGAUAAACAGAGUCAUCAGCCAUCCGACUCUUCCAAUUAGCAUCACUGCUCAUGAAGACAGACACAUCAAAUUUUAUGACAACAAUACAGGAAAACUGAUCCACUCCAUGGUAGCUCACUUAGAUGCAGUUACAAGUUUAGCUGUCGAUCCUAAUGGCUUGUACUUGAUGUCUGGCAGUCAUGACUGUUCAAUUCGCCUAUGGAAUCUUGAAAGCAAGACCUGCAUCCAAGAAUUCACUGCACAUCGCAAAAAAUUUGAUGAGUCUAUUCAUGAUGUGGCAUUCCACCCAUCCAAAUGUUAUAUUGCCAGUGCAGGAGCAGAUGCCCUGGCAAAAGUGUUUGUAUGACAGAGUGUGUCCCUUUCCAACUUUAGCUUUAUAUAUAUUUAACCAGCUGCACAAAAGAGAAGAGAAGGGCAUGAGUCUUCUGCCCAAUCAGAGAAUGUUUGUAAGUGUUUAGUUUUUGCAGGGUGCUGUUUUCUAAAUUGAAAUUUGUUCUGGUUUCUGUGAGCUCAGCUGGUGCUGAGAGCUUGGAAACUCUCAGUUUCAACUACUUUCAAAAAAAAAAAAAAAAAAAAGGCAAUUUUAUUUCAGAGGAUGUGAAUUUUCGUCCAGGCAGGCCUUGGGUGAAAUUAGGUCUAUGUGUUCUCUAUUAUUAAGAUGGAGUACUGGAAAGAAGGGGUCUAAUUGCUUCAGGGAGAGAGGGAAAAGAGGGAAACUUCCUGGGAUGCUUCUUAUUGAGGAAUCUUGAUGUAUUUAGGAUUAAAUCACCUGGAAAAAGUGUCAGUUCAGAUGCUUGUUAUUGUGUCAUGUGAGAGGCACUUUGUCAUCCCUUAAUCCCUUUGGUAUUAACGAGUAGAUCACAUUCAGAGAGCAGUAGCUGAUACUUAAUCUCAGCCACCUGGCUGCUAGCCUAAGAUAAAUGUGGAUAAAGGAAAGAAAAUUACUAACAUAAAUUGAAAUACAGUAAAGUUUUAUUAAAUAUUUGGUGUUAUAUGGCAAAUAUUUAGUUUGCAAAAACAAAAUUGUAUAAUUUUUUUAAUUGCAUUAGCAUGUGGCUAGAAGCUGAGCCUUUAGUCUAGUCCCAAUUAACAGCAGACUGAAGCAGUCUGUAUAUUCUCUAGUAGCAGAUUAACUUAUUGAGAUUUAUAAUGCUGUUUAUUCUUGGAGAUCUGGCACAAGAAAUUAUAAGAUUUCCCAAAGAAACUCUUACAGUGUAAUUAAUUAUCAUAUGUUCAUCUCCUCCUCUUUCUGUUCCUGCUAAAAAAGGGUAUCAUUCUGGGCAUUGUGUAACCAUGAAAUACUCAAUUUCUUUUGAAGAUUAAACCUAUACCUGAUGCUUUGUAUGAAUCCUACUAGCCUCAUAGGUGCCUGCAAAAAAGGUUGAUCUGUGUGAAAGUUUCUGCUACUUGUAGAGGCAUUUCCAGAUUACAGCAUUUGUGGAACGUUUCCACGUAUGCUUCACUGGGUGUAUUGUGCCAUUAAUUAGGUUACCUGAAGAACGAAUGCUUUUUUAAAUUGCUCAACAGAUGUUCUUUGUCUCAGUGUUCAGAACUUCUCUGUUGAUUCAAGUGACAAAUAACUUUUAAACCAAAUUUUUUGUCAAUUUAUCCCUUCCCUUUUAUCCCUCCCUAUAAUGAAAGUGAGUGGAUUCUUUUCUAUUAUGUGUCACCAUGAGAGCCCUUACUGCUCUUCAGUCUGGAGCUGGUGUUUUCCUCAAAUUGGAAUGGAAGACAGAAUUCAUUCUGCCUAUUAUUAGAUUAUUUCUGGUGCUGAUGUGAGUAGGAAAGAACCCAACACAUUCAAUCCUUUCAAAGACCAGCCCGAGGCUAAGACUGGAAACUGAUCAUCUUUACCUUUACACUGACACUUUUUAAGAAGGAAUCAUCGAAGAUAUCAACAUAGGAUUUGACCAUAUUGUUCUUAGAGUGAUAUUUAGAGAUGGGACCACUUCUGAUGCUGAACUCAGAGUUUAGAUUAACUGUAUUAUUUAGAAUAAAAGGUUGACCUGUGCUGUUUGAGCCUGCAACACGUUAUAUUUACUGCUAAAGUAUCCUGGAAUAACUUUUUUUUUUCUCAGAAUAUUCAGCUAUGUCACUUCAUGAUACUGAUAUGCAAUAUAUUUCCAUAGGUAAGGUUAGAACUUUUACCAUGAAACAGAUGAUUACAGUAGUGAUUCAGAUUUAGUUUUUGAUAAAAAGGGGAAGAUCUUGUCUGCAAAACUGAGCAUUCAACUUAGUGAGAGUUCUGUGUACUUGACUCAUAUUCUUUCAGUGUCAUUAUUUUAUUUCUUUUUGGAGAGGAAAUUACAAAGAUUUAUUUGAAAAAUUCUAAAAGCUAUGUAUAUUAUAUAUGUGUAUAUAUAUUGUAAACAUGUAUUAAAUAUGUCUAGUAAGGGAAGACUCUAUGGGUGCAUUUUAAUGUUUUAGUAUUAAGAGUUCUCUUAAGUUUGUGUAUACAAAGGAUAAUGGUGUGAGUAUGAAAUGAAUGUUGUGCUUUUGCUUACACAAUACAAUAUGUAGUUAAAGUUGUUUGAAUUGCUGUACAUAAAACGAAUAGGCCAGCAUGCUCGUUUUUAAAGACUGUCAUUCUGAUUACAAUUGGAAUGUAAGAAGUGGCUGUUCAAAUGUGAAUUGAAAGAUGUUUCCUUCUCACUAUCGAGCUUUUGCUCCAGCUGAGAAGUGACUUUUUUAAAAGCUGGCAAUAGCUAGAGGAUGAGGUGCCUUUAAAAAACAAAACAAAACAAAUGUAGCCUUACAAAGAGGUUGUGGAGUAUAUAUUUUUGUGCUGGUCUUCAUAAUUGAUGUCAAUGUCUUUUUACUGUACUUGUUCACAUACUUGUAGGACUGCAGGGUAUUGUGCAUGAGCCUGUCAGAUCUUCUGAACGUCAUCAUAGGAGUUAGGGAUGAAAAAUUUAUUUAGGUUACCCAGUCCAUCUGUUCGCUGAAGCAGGAUUGUAGACUUGCGCAUUUUAAUAUUGCCUUGGCCAGUGAGGUUCUGUAUGUGUUCUAAAUGAUUAAUUUUCCUUCGGAAGAUUAUUUCAAUGAUUGCUUCUCACUGACAGGAGGAUUUACGUGACGUUUAGUGGUUCUUUUUUGUAACUUCAUGCCGGUAUUUCAAGCCAUAUUUCGUGCCAUUUUAAAUAUUCCUCAUCACCUUCGUAAUUUGGAACCUUUGUGUAUGCACUAGCUCUAGCUGCGUAUUUCCUUUCCCCUUUCUCCAGGCUGUUUUUCAGUUUGCUCUUUUUACACAACUUUUUCUUGUUUUUCAGCUUUUUAGCUCAUGUUUCUGUAUGCUGGGUCCCACAAUGCAUUUCCACUCACAGUGCUUUGUUGGACUUAGUCUGAAGGCGAUCUGUUAAAUGUGGAGGUUUUGGGGUUUUUUCCCCUCUAUGUGAUACUUCUGUGUAGGAAGUCCAAACAUUUUAGCCUAGCUAGUAUCUCUCAUACCCAAAUCUCAUUUCUGACAACUGUUUUCUGUAACUCAGCAUUGCUGCUUCUGAAGUUUCUCCUUCACUUUCGGUAUGUACUUAGGAUUCUUUUGCAGCUAGAUGCUUAAUUCAUAACCUAUUUUUAUAGGCUUUGAACUUCUGAUCUCUGAGGGGAACUCCUUUUUUCCAUUUUAUAAUGCAGUUCUUUCUGGUUCAGUAUAAUUGGUAACUUUUAUGAAUGUGAUAAAUCCAUCUGAAGAUGCAAACAAAAUGGAACUUAAUGGUUGUUCUUGGGAAAAAAAACAACAAAAAAGCAACAUUUUUGUGCGACACUGUAUAUUGCAUUUUAACAUUGCCCUUUUUCAUGUAUCUAAUUGACAUUAUAUGUUUUUUUAAUGGUUAACUUGUAGAAUUUUUUGUGUAUGUAAGCCUGAGCUACUGAUUUUGAUUUUACUAACUAAUUUAAUGGGAGAAUUUGCAAUCCUUUCAUGCAUUUAAAAUGAGUUCACUAGGUUUAAAAUACUCUCACUUUUAUUUCUAAUUUAUUUCACUGCUGUAUACUUUCGCUUUGAUCAUAUUUGAUUCAAUUGCCAAAACACUUGCACAAAAUGAUUUGGAAUAGCCUGGAGGAAGCUCUAGAUAUAAUUUUGUUGUGGAAAAUAUUUCCUUCUCUCCAGAAAAAUCCCCGUGUUUGCCUUUUUUUUUUUUUUUUUGGUGCCUCAGAGGAAAGUGUUUUGACAUACCAAAUAAAAGAUUUUGUUUAUAAUUUAAACAGCUUCAACAAGAAGUCAUAAGACAGUGACGUGUCACCUACUGUCGGUUGUUUUCUAUCUGUAUGUUCUCAAAUGGUGUUAUGUGAAGCAGUCUCAUACAUAAUAUAUUUGAGGAAAUGUGUGACGUUCAACAUACAGCUUUGUGAUCAGUAAUCAGAAAUGUGUCCGUUUGAGUAAUUAUGUGACAGACAGAGGACUUGGUUACACCGCCUUUUGCAGUACACCUAUUUGAUCUCAGAUGUGUCCCCUUCCCUCUCCCUCUUCCUCAUGUUUUAUCAAUGUCAUUUUUGGGAGCAGUGAUUUCCAUAAGCUCAUGCAUCACUUGUCAGCGUUAGUCCAUCACUCAAGAAAUAAGAAGUUAAGAAGCAGGUAAAACCAUCUGAGUGCUUGGAAUGCCUCUCAAGAUGCGUGUUUGGAACCAUUUGCAGGCUUUGGUUUCGCGGUGUCUUUGCAGACUGUUCUGGGGAGCUCUUGGUGUGAAAUGUUAAAUGAGAAUAUUCUCUAGUAAAUCAAGUAAAACCUUGUAAAAUAGGCUGAGUUGUGGAGGAAAAUGCGGCUAUUGUGUUUGUUCCUGUGCCUGUACGAGACUGCUUGAGAGCAUUCUUCUUGGAGUCCUCUUUGCUGAAGCAUCAAGCUUGCAAUUCAACAUGAAUAGCUUUUGCAAAUGAGAUUGUUCAUAUUUUUGCUUUGAAGAUCUAUAGUGGUCACUCUGCUGAACAGCGAGGGAGGAUGAUUGCUGAAUUCUGAAAGUUAAAUAGUUUAAGUGCCAAAACCAGUGUGCCCUCCCUGGGACUGGUGUCAGCUCAGGAUAACUAGGCUGGGAAGCAAUGUAGAAUUCAACCUGAUGGUAGCAGAGGGAGCAAGGGGAAACCUUUAAAGGGUGGAGUUAGCAAUCUUAGUGAAGCUUUCCUCUGAUGAUUCCUCAGAUUUAUUCAUACACCCAUUAGUUGCUGGUUGUGUGAAGGACAAAAUGUAGUGUAUGUUCAGAUUCCAAAUUAGGGAAUAAUUGUGUCAAAGAUGGAGAUAAUGCAAAUUUCUAAACUGUUGCUUUAGACAAGCUGCCCCAUAAAAUUGCUUGUGUUGCUAAAUAUUGCUGUGUCUUUUUAAACUUUACUUUCUCCUACAAGUGAAUGGGACCAGUGGUUUCAGAUACUUUGAGACUCAGUUGGCACGUGCAUCUUUCAGCUUUCUUGUGGAUGAGCUGGAAUUCAUUGAAAUAACUGUGAAAGUGCAAUGCUGCUUCUAAUACAGCAUUUAAAACACUCUGAAAAUUGUGGCUCUUUGGUGGAAACUGUUUUGGUCUACGUUGUUAAAAAUGAAGAUAUCAGAAUAUGAUAGUAAAAUGUUCACUUAUGGUAAAUUGUUUUGUAUAAAACUGUGCAGGGGGGCACCUGCUGCUGCUGAACAUCAUAGUGGUGUCCAGUUGGGCUGCGUUAGUACUGAGCACAGAGAGGAAGCAGCAGUUUUUCUGGAAACCUGAAGCUCUCUUUUUCCAUGAAGGACAUGUAGUCAUUGAAAAUGUUUUACUCAAAUCUUAUAACAUAUUUAGUUGCAAAGGUUACAAUAGGUGAACAGUCUUGACUAUUUCGUCACUUUAGAGGAGCGCGCUGUUACUGAAACUAAUGGCCUGUGAAUUGUUAGGGAAACCCUCUGCAAUGUUUCUGCUGAGUAGCAAUGAAUCUGACAGAAAACAAAGUGGUAGGCGAUGCAAUACUCCAUCAUGAAAAACUCACAUUUUAAAAGAUAUUCUUAAGUACAGUGGAGUGAAUGAAGAAAGAUCUGGGGAGUGAGGAGGGCACAAGAGUGAUCUUUAUGUAAAUAGCCUCUGUACAGAGAAGUGCAACUGAUGAGACUAAUCCAGGGAGGGAAGGUCUUGGCAGUGAGACCUUCAAAGUUACAACUAUGCCUGUACUAACGUAUGUACCUGUUGUGAAGUUUAUCAGUCUUUUUGAAAUCUCACUCUUAUCUUCCCACUUAAAUCUAUCUUUUCUUGGAGUUGUAAUAUUGUAGCUGCAGUGGAUUUUUAUUGCAGGAUAAAUUUCAUGAAAGCUUAUUGAUCUAGUGCCCUUUGAAGAGUAUUGGGGUUUCAGCUUCAGCCCUGCCCCUCCCACCACCAAGAGGCUGUUCUAUACUUCCUUGUUCCCAGUUCAUGUAAGUCUACUGAGUUCUCUUAUCCUGCCUGCUGACCUGAUUUCUCUGUCCUUUGGUCUGUUGAGAAAACUUAAGAAGUGCUACAUCUUUCAAGGUUUUUGAGAAUCUGAAUUCAACUACAGAAUGUGUCAUUCCAGUUCUACAGCACAGUUUAUGGGUCUGAACUGGGUCAUUCUAAAGGGAGGUUUGAUGCUGAAUGGCAAAAUGUGAAGUAUAGCUGAACUAAAGAGGUAUUUAAUAAUACACAUGCUUUAGCCUAUCUUUGUUCCUGAUUGUCUCUGAGUCAUCGUAUUGUGUGUCAAACUAAUUUUGCACAGUUUGUGCUGCCAAGCCAGACUGAUCCUGGGAGAGAUCGCACCUCGGUUUAAACUGUGCCCGUGUGUGCGUUUUUGAAGCUGCUCAAAGCCUUGUGCUGGCAAGGUCUUCGAGCCCUUGCAGGCCUCCAAAUUAGUCCCUGCUACUUCAGAGAAACCCUUGGUCCUCGCACCGGAGUAUUAGACUGGAAAGCCAAGAAAAGAUUUAUGAAGCUGCAUUUGUACUCUCCUGUAAGAAAAGGGAUGACUUGUCUCCAAGCCAAAUAUUUUCAUUAUUUUGGAUUACUUAAAAAAGCAGACAAAAACAUUGUGUAAGGGAAAAGCAAUGGACUUCAAGCUAAUAUUUUUCCAUUGAGAAUUUAUUUUUUUAUUCUUCCUCUCAUUUAGUGCUUGUUGAAUGUUGCUUGUUUUCAGAUGUGUGGCUCCUAGAACUGUUUCCUUGCUGUCAAGCAUUUACAAACAUGCAUAGGUUUUGAAAACUGUUUCACCUGUUAGCACUUUUUCUGGAAAUGCAAAAUGAGGAUGUUUGCUAAUAAUUUCUUGUAUAGCUUGUUAUAACACAAGCAGACUGAAAAUCAGACUUGUGCUAUAACUUCCUUGAAUCAUGCAUCUGAAAAUCUUAUAGAAAUCUGUGAUAAGAAGACUGUUGUUGCUGUAAGAUUUUUCUGUUGACAUUUGUCAGCAGAUCAACAACCUGCAUUGUAUUUCAUCUAAAUACCUUCAAUUGGUUUCUUUUAAAAGAAACUGUCAGGUUAAAAAAAAAUCUAGACGAAUUUCCUUGUCUUAUGGGACUUACAUUCAUAAGAUUGAAGUAAUUAAAACUGAUUGGUUUUUCAGCAUGGUCAUGAUUUGGAUUGUUGUUGUCGUUUAUAUUCAUCUAUAUUCACCUGUACCCUUCCCCCUCCCCAGGGAAAACUGUUGAAUUUAGAGGUACCUGACAGUUCUUUCAGAGAAGAUACCACAGGUGAUAACCACUUACAUGUCAAUAAUUACAUUUGGUCCUCUUCUGUUUUGGGUCACUUCCGUGACAGAUAGUUGGUAGGAAAAGGCUACUGUGACUAAUGUAUGAGCUCUUGCUUAAACAGGUACAGGAGAUUAAGAUUCCCCUUCAGAAUUACGCUGAGGUUAUUAUUUUGCACGCCAGUUUUGAAUGACUACUUUGAAACAGUGUUGGGCUUCGAGCGUCUUGCAAAGUGGUGGGUCCAAAUGAGAAAUGCCUACUUGUUGAGUAAUAGUCUGCUUGUCAGUUUGUGUAUGGCUCAGUACCGAGUUGUCAGAAUACCACCAGAUUACCUUCUUUAAAUGCUACUGUUGUACAGAAGCGAAUGUUAUUUUAAGUGAGAGAUACUGUUUUCUAAUUCGUGAAGGAAAUGGUUUACUUGGGAUUCAGGAUCCCAAAUUUUCAUAUAUUUCAAGAUUUCAGAAAGGCUUUUAUGGGAAAUUAGAAAAGUGAAAGUCAUCAUUCUCCAAAGAUUUGAUAAGCCUUUGUUAUGAAAAGUAUAAAUAUUUGCUAUAAAGAAAAAUGCUUCUUCAAACACUUCAUAUUAACUUUUACUGAAAAUCAAUAUUUUAAAAUCCUGGAUAAAUAUCUCAAAUGACGAAGACAGAAAAUUCAGAGAGAGAUUAUUUUGAAAUACGCCGGUAUAUUUUUGAGCUUCACAAUUGCGGCCCUGAAUUUUCUCUUUUUCACUGCAGUUCAUACUUUGUGAAAGUUCUUGGAUAGGUUAUAUUUAAAACUACAUUCACUUGCCUGAAUAGUCCAAGUAAAUAUUUUGUCAUUAAAAUUGUAUAGGUCUGCAUAUUUUAGUGUGCCAUUUAAAAUGAGACCACAUAGAGGUAACCAUGCAGGUAUUUAUAUUGAUAUGACUGUAGUGAAGUGGGAUAGCUGUAUACUGUACCCGCAUUCUGUGCUGAGCAAAAUCACAUGGACUUCCAGAAAUAAGCAAUGGUUUUUAAAAGCAGCUUUAUUUAAUGUUACAGCAGCAAGUAAGUGUCAUUUGUACCAUAUAAUUAUGUAAAUUGGGUGCUAAUAAAUACUAUUUUUCAACA